Molecule: messenger RNA, 3333 nt
Organism: Parascedosporium putredinis
Lineage: Eukaryota; Fungi; Ascomycota; Sordariomycetes; Microascales; Microascaceae
Source: the annotation of a GenBank genome assembly
AUGGUCCACAAGCACGAAGGGUCGGCAACGCCAACUCCCGGCCGACCGCCAUCGAUGUUGAGACAGAGCAUCGACGGCCGGGCUGCGCUGGUGGCUGAUGGGUUCAACGAUGGCCGUGUCAAUAUAAAUAUCAAUCAAAGAACCAGGAAAUUCUCCGACCUCCUCGGCCAUACUCUCCGGGCCCAGGUAGCCGCGGACGCUGUCGCUUCCCCCGCCUCACCCUCUAUACCGUACAUUCCACCAACCCUGGGCGGUGAACCCGGCCAAACACCCCCACCGAGACUCAACGUUGUCGUUCAAAUUGUCGGGUCGCGCGGCGACGUCCAACCGUUCGUUGCGCUAGGCAAAGUGCUCAAGGAAACCUACGGCCACCGCGUUCGCAUAGCGACCCACCCUACAUUCCAGAAGUUUGUCGAGGAGAAUGGGCUCGAGUUCUUCAGUGUUGGGGAGACCCGGCCGAGCUCAUGGCCUUCAUGGAAGGACCUAGAGAUGAAUUAUGACGAUACUGCGACUCUACCAGGCGACCCGACAGACAAGCCCUUUAUUGCCGAUGCCAUCAUUGCGAAUCCUCCGAGCUUCGCGCAUAUUCACGUGGCCGAGAAGCUCGGCAUCCCGCUACACAUGAUGUUCACCAUGCCCUGGUCACCUACCCGAGCGUUUCCCCAUCCGCUCGCAAACAUUUUGUCGUCAAACACGGACGACGUGAUGACCAACUAUGUCUCCUAUGCCCUCGUCGAGAUGAUGACGUGGCAGGGCUUGGGAGAUGUCAUCAACCGAUUCCGUAACACGGUGCUGGACCUUGAGCCUUUGUCUUUAAUUUGGGCCCCAGGCCUUCUCACAAGGCUACAGAUCCCCUACACAUACUGCUGGUCGCCGGCGCUCAUCCCAAAACCGAAUGACUGGCAGCGCAACGUUGAUAUCGCCGGUUUCUUUUUCCUUGACUUAGCCAACUCUUAUACUCCGGAACCAUCUCUUGUCCAAUUCCUAGAAGCUGGUCCGCCGCCAGUUUAUAUUGGAUUCGGCUCUAUAGUUGUCGACGACCCGAACGCGCUAACGAAGCUCAUAUUUGAGGCCAUCAGUAUUGCGGGAAUUCGGGCGCUAGUAUCCAAAGGAUGGGGAGGCCUGGGCGCAGAUGAAGUUGGUGUUCCUGAAGGCGUCUAUAUGAUUGGAAACUGCCCACAUGAUUGGCUUUUCCAAAAGGUCUCCUGUGUUGUCCACCACGGCGGUGCCGGCACUUCGGCCGCGGGAAUCUACGCCGGGAAACCUACCGUCGUUGUCCCCUUUUUCGGCGACCAGCCUUUCUGGGGCGCCAUGAUUGCUAGGGCAGGCGCCGGGCCGGAUCCUGUGCCAUAUAAAGAAAUCUCCGCUCAGAAACUUGCGGAUGCUAUUGGCCUAGCACUGAAGCCCGAAGCGGCGACCCGGGCAAAGGAGCUGGGGAGGAAGAUUCGAGAGGAGAAGGGCGCUGAUAUUGGGGGUAAAAGUUUCCACGAUCGGCUCGACCUCAAGUCCUUGCGCUGCUCCCUGAUACCCUCACACGCCGCCGUGUGGAGGGUAAGGCGAACUGAGGUGCUACUCAGCCCGUUGGCCGCGGAAACACUUGUGCGGGAAAACACGAUUCGAUACUCGGACUUGAAACUCUGGCGGUCGCACGAGUAUAACACGGAAGGGCAGCCCUGGGAUCCUGUAUCCGCGGUCACUUCGUGCCUUGUCAUGGACUUGAGCGAGAUGGCGCUUGCCGUGGCCGACUUCCCCGUGGCAUUUUCCAAAGAUCUUCGCGGUGCUGGAACUAGCGUGCGGAGAAUCGUGACCACGGGUGUCAAGUCACCCAUGAACUUUUGCCUUGGUCUAGCUAAGGGGUUCCGAAACGUACCUAAAUUGUACAAUGAUGAGACUGUACGGCCGACAGAGAAGGUGACGGGGUUGGCGAGCGGGGUCAAGGUGGCCGGUAAGGAGUUUGGCCUGGGCCUAUAUGACGGCAUCUCGGGCCUAGUCACACAGCCCCUCAAGGGCGCGGAGAAGGAGGGCGGUAUAGGCUUCGUCAAGGGGUUCGGCAAAGGCGUGAGCGGUGCCUUAAUGAAACCUGCUGCCGCUAUCUGGGCAAUUCCCGCCUACACGAUGCAGGGCGCGUACAUGGAGAUGAAGAAUAGGUUUGCAAAGAGCAUGCACAACUACAUCAUCAGCUCGCGCAUGAUUCAAGGAGCGAAUGAUUUCGAAGCAGCCUCGGAUGAAGACAAGGCUCUAAUUUUCCGAGCGUGGCAUAGUUCUAAAUACGACCUCAAGGGUUUGUACCAGCUGAAGCUCAAGGAGGCGAAGGAGUCCAUGGACUCGGUGGCGAGCGAGGCUAGCUCUAGUCGAACAGCGCCGAGCGCUCAUCAUCACCAUUCCCAUGUGGACUUGGCGGCGUUACUGGCGCCUCGGUUCGGCAAGGAUUCAAUCGGUCACUUUGAUGUUAACGGCAAAAGGCUUCUCAAAGGCAAGCAGGCAUGGAAGAGGAGCUAUAUCGAAGCCGAUGUGGACCAAAAGCCCCACGAUGACGAAGAGUUCGAGAGGGCGAUCCAGACGUCGGUGCGCGAGACCUCGCAGGGCAAUGCUGAGGAGGAUCGAUUGAUUGAGCGAGCGAUUCGCGCCAGCGUGUCUGAGUUCCAGCGGCGGGGUUCACAACUCCCUAAUCCGCGGGAGAUGAUGGAUGUCAAGCGACCAGAGGGACCGAGCAGCGCGGGUACCGAGAGUACCGAGGAUGUCGAUCUCGAAAUAACAGAUGAAGAGUACCAGGCGCUCAUUGAGAAGGCGAUUCAGCAGAGUCUGAUACUCCAUGCCUCUGGACUCACAGGACCGAGACCUGGACACGGAGAUAGCGCAAGCGAGGAUGGCGAUGAGGAGCUCAAGGAGGCGCUCGAGCGCUCCAAGUCUGAUGCAUCAGCCCAGGCAGAGAGCGUCGAUCGGGAGGCUGAGGAGAUGAAGAAGGCUAUUGAAGAGUCAAAGGCUAACGCUCAUUUUGGGUCGCAAAGGCCCCGUUCUCACCGGCAGGAAGAGUCCAAGGCCACGCACGAAGCUGAAGCUACCCGGGCGGCUACGGCGAAGACGGAGGAGGAAAUUGUGCUAGAGUUUGUACGGAAGCAGAGUCUGGCAGAGGAGGAGUUCCGGAAGCAGAUGGCGCGCGAGAAGGGUAAAAUGCGAGAUACGGGGCCUGAGCACGAGGACCAGGGCCAAGGGAACGACCAUGAAGAUGACGAGGACGAGGAUGAGGACCUGAAAAGGGCUCUUGAGAUGAGUUUAGGACUGCACGAGGACGAGGAAGGUAGGAGCAAGGGAGGUCCCUCGACCUUGGGAUGA